Didymodactylos carnosus is the source of this 438-nucleotide messenger RNA. Lineage: Eukaryota; Metazoa; Rotifera; Eurotatoria; Philodinida; Philodinidae. The record is from the annotation of a GenBank genome assembly.
AUGAUGUCUAAACCUAACAAUGGUCAGCACCACGCUCCUAAAUCCACAUAUCAUGAAUUUACAUGUACUUCUGAUAAAAAUGAGCAAUUAAGAUGUGCUGCUUUGGAACAAAGUAACGCUCCAAUACGGCAAGCUACACCAGAUGGAACACUAGGAUUUUCAGGGUUGGGGCGUAAUACGGCAACUGAUGAUGAGAUUAUGCGAUUUUCACAUGAGAACGCUAGACAGUCUUCUGAUAGAAAUCAAGAACAACAAAGUGAUAAACUCAACCAUGAACGUACUGAUCGUCGCUCCUCAGCAGGUCCGGGUGAGUCCGUGGAUCGAGCUGCAUCUGGGAUGCGUGAUACAUCUCGUCGUGAGCGUAAACAAUCCAGAGGGAGUACCUUUAGAUCUCGCGGAGGACAUAAGCAGCAAGAACGACGUCCACCACAACAAUAA